GAGAGCAUGCGUGUGUGUCAGUGCGCAGCGGUGAUUCUUCCAUCUCUCUCGCGCUCACGGUGUCUCCAAGUAAACUUCCUCUCGCGCGGUGAGGGGAGACAGUCCAACGGAAGGACACCUGGACCGGCCGAACGGGGAAGAUGUUGGCGACAAUGUUAACCGCCAUGUACCUGGCCGUGCGGGCUUCAGAGCAGCUGGGCCUGCGAUGGGUUCACCCCGAGCCCCUCCCCUACCUGCUGGCCUCGCCCACACCCUGGCAGGUCCACUGUGUGUCUCAGGGUCGCCGUAGCAGCCGUGUUGAAGAGAACAAUGCAGACGGGAACAGAAGCAACUCCGCCCACCUGAAUAGGGCAGCCACCACCAUCCAGUGCCAGUACAGGAAGCACCAGCAGAGACGGCACAAAGCCAGGGAUCAGUGAGGGAGGCAGAGAGCCCAGAACCAGCCUGGCACCCAGACCCCUGCCAAAACAGUCUACCAGACACACGCACACACACGUUUAUGCACGGGAAUGCCAAAUGCACACACACGUGUACAUACACAGACAUACAUACACACACACACACACACACUGACAUGCGCACACAUGCACACAAACACACACAUAUGUAUGCGUUCACAUGUGCACACAUCCACAGACAUACACACACAUGCAUAUAUAGACACUUGUGGGAUGCUGCAUGUAACUGCAUCUGUUGAAGCUAAAUGCUUUGUGUUAUAUGUAAUUUUUCUGUGAAGAAAAUUAUUGUUGAUAUUAUAAUUAAUAUGAUUAUUAUACUUCAGUGUCUGACCUGUUUAUCUCAGACCUACCUAGUGUGUGCAGCAUCUUUCUGUGUUAAUGUUAAUGGACACAUCAGUUUCAUACUACUGUGGAAUAAUUAUGUUACAGUGGCAAAGAGUGAAAAUGUUAAUGAAAAAUUUGCAAUAAAAGCCAUUUUCAACACA
This is a messenger RNA of Conger conger (European conger), 943 nucleotides long. RefSeq lists its product as uncharacterized. Lineage: Eukaryota; Metazoa; Chordata; Actinopteri; Anguilliformes; Congridae. Gene Ontology annotation, molecular function: protein binding. The record is from RefSeq and is a predicted model, not a curated record. The coding region runs from base 141 to 419 and encodes 92 amino acids. The transcript is spliced from 4 exons.